Messenger RNA from Guyanagaster necrorhizus, 481 nucleotides. RefSeq lists its product as uncharacterized. Lineage: Eukaryota; Fungi; Basidiomycota; Agaricomycetes; Agaricales; Physalacriaceae. The transcript is spliced from 3 exons. The coding region runs from base 1 to 456 and encodes 151 amino acids. The record is from RefSeq and is a predicted model, not a curated record.
AUGGACCGCGAUACUGCUAUCGAAUGGGCCUCUCGUCUUGCAAAUCGACAGUUAACAAAGGACAACAUCGGAUUGCCCUACGGCAGCAGAUCCUCAUGUGUGGGUGAAGUGUUGGACGCGGAGUUCAUGAUCGUCACGCGGAGCGCCGUGUUCAGGAAAGGCUACAAGGGUAUGGACCCAGCAAAGAUACCGCAGUUUAAGGAGGGUCUAGACCAUUUGGAAUUUGCCACGCGUCUCUUCUCUGUAUUAUACGAUAUCUCUCGAAAGGAAUACGUAUUCUCUGCCCUAGAGGAUAUCUUGAAAACGCCUCGCGCCCAAUACCUGAUGCUUUACGCCCGGUUGAUAUAUAGCGAGCUGCAGGCCUGCCUAGUCAUGAGCCUAAGGAAAGGUCGCGGUAGCUGCACAUUCAACGCGACUCUUGUCCUUCUUUCUGAAGUCUGCGUAGAGUCUAAAUAGGGAUGAGAACAAGGUUUUGAUAUUG